AUGAAGGAUGGGGCCGGCGGGCUGCGGCCGCCCGUCAGGCUCGUCGCGCCGGCCGAUGAAGCAUUGGCUAACUCGUCCGACGUCUCGGCCGUCGCAGGCUACGAUUCGACUCGAUAUCAGGACCCGUCCUACGAGCAGUACCCGGCACCGUCAUAUCCCUCGCAGCAGACGGACAAAUUCGCCCAGCUGAACCAGCAGUCGUUCGCCUCCAACAAUGCCGUCGCCCAAUACGUGCCGGCGGGGCCGACGUUGCUCUCGUGCCAACCGACGUCGGGCGUCUUCGGCACCAAGGUCUUCCUCCGGCUCGCCUCGCAGUACGACUUAUUCUCCAUGUCGUCGCCGAUGCCGUACUUCUCCCUCUCCUUUGGAUCGGAGAAGUGUCCCGUCGAGGACGUGGCCCGCGAGACGCACGACGGCACGGGCUUCGUCUACUCGUGCAGCGCCGACGCGCCGCAGCCGCUGGUCGCGGGAUGCGGCGGCCACGGCGUGCCCCUGUCGCUCGUCAUCGAGGGACCCUCGGGCGAGGAAAUUUCCCGCACCGACGCCGGCUCGUUUCAAUACCUCGAAGGACCCGGGGACGCCCUUGCGCGGACGGGCAAGAUGAUGGCUAAGCACGACGCUGCCGCCGCCACGGCCGCCGGACCGCAGGACCAUGAGCCGAGCGUCUCGCCCAAGACGGCCGACGCCCCGAUGGCGCCCGAGCCGGCCGCGAGCGGCGGCUACGACUACUCGCCGCCGCAGGGCCAGUACGCCAACGACUUCCCGCAGGGCGGCGGCGACAUGAUGUCGAGCUAUCGGAGCGCAAACUUCACCACCGACCCUCACUACCACCACCGACGGUCGACGCCGGCCUGGAGCGGCUACGGCGGUCCCCUCGGCAGCACGGGAAGGUCGACGCCGCUCGACCACGGGCGGCCGAGCUUAACGCCACUACCCAUGGCGACGGCGCCGGCGCCGGCGAGCGGCGGCGCCCCGCAGCUUAUCCGCACGAGCACAAUCGCCAACGGGACCGCCUCCAGCGGCCCCUACCACUCCAUGUCGCUCUACUCGAGCAAGGCCGUCCUCAAGAUCCACGGCAAGCUCGACUCGAUGGCUGAGAACUGGACGCAGGAGGAGUGGGACAACCGCCGGCGCAUCGUCGUCUUCCGCAAGACGCAGACAGGCUCGACGCUCUCGACGACGUUCGGCGCCGUCUCGGUCAACGAGCGGCCGCCCAACAGCAUCUGCGUCUCGUGCAUCUGGUGGGCCGAGAAGUCAGAGUGCUACGUGACGUCGGUCGACACGAUCCACCUCCUCGAGCAGCUCGUGGCGGCGCCGAACCGCUUCAGCGUCGAGGAGAAGAACCGGAUCCGCCGAAACCUCGAGGGCUUCCGGCCCAUGACGGUGUCCAAGGCGAAGCCGGACAGCGAGGAAUUCUUCAAGAUCAUCAUGGGCUUCCCGAACCCCAAGCCGCGCAACAUCGAGAAGGACGUCAAGGUCUUCCCCUGGAAGAUCCUCGAGCCGGCGCUCAAGAAGAUCAUCGGCAAGUACAGCGCCAGCCCGAGCAGCACCCUGCCGCCGACGAGCAUGAUGACGCCCGUGAGCGCCGCGCCGUACGCACCGCUGCCGACGCCGCCCGGCCAGGGCAUGGCGUCGCAGCAGAGCCUCCCGCCCCAUCACGGCGACGCCCAGGGCCAGUACGCCGUCCACGGCGGCCACCACGAUUCCAUCCCUUCGCCGAGGUCGCUUUCCGGCUCGCAGGCGUCCUGGACCCCGUACACGACGACGGCGGGCUACUCGACGUCGGCCGCGCGCACCAUGAGCCCGAACAUGCGCAACGCCAGCCCCCAGCAGCACCCGCCGCCGCCGAUGCGCAUCAACACGAAUGCGUUGCCGGCCGUGAGUACCUACGACGCGAGGGCCGUGUCCGGCGGCACCUACGGCACCGGCGGUCUGCACACGCCCAUCAGCCAUCACCCGUCGUCGGCCGCGACGCCGCCCCGAUGGGACGCCACCUCGGCGAGUUAUCCCGACGGCUACCCUGGCCUCUCAGCCCACCAUGCGCAAGCGGGCGCGCCGGUCUAUGGCGCUAACGCCUACGGGGACGGUGCGCCGCGCGCUUGA
Molecule: messenger RNA, 2103 nt
Organism: Drechmeria coniospora
Lineage: Eukaryota; Fungi; Ascomycota; Sordariomycetes; Hypocreales; Ophiocordycipitaceae
Product: MedA
Exons: 1
Coding region: 1-2103 (700 amino acids)
Cellular component (GO): nucleus
Source: RefSeq, a predicted model, not a curated record